AUGUCCAAUACAGCGUAUGGGGAUGGACAUGCUGUAACCGCCCUAUCCGUGUCACAGGAAGCUACGUACGUGGGCGUAGGUCAUGCUUCAGGCCACAUCUUCCUUUACGAUCUUUUCCAAGCGGAUGAACCAGCUCGACAUGUCCCGCCUAUUGAUCCGACUGUGGUUCGCGCUGGUCGUGGCGAAGGUCAUUUCGAAGGCUCACCCAUCACGCACCUGUAUUUUGUCGGUGCACGUAAAACAGCGAUCUUAAGUACAGAUGCGCAUGGCCUUUGUAUCUACCAUUCUUUGGGACGUAUGCUCGGUAUGGCUUCCAAUGAUACAUUGCGCAUUUAUGGUCAAUAUUCAUUGCAUGACUCGCCACAUAUCUUUGAUGCUAUGCCUUUGCCCGUGGGCACGACAGAUCAUCCUUCCAAUGCCCAUCGGUUUGUCGCUUUGUUGUUGUCCGACAAGCUGCUCCUUAUUGGUCUACAGCCAUCAGCGCGGACUUGGUAUCGAAGCACCGUCCCCGAGUCUUGCCAAACGGCAGCAUUAGCUUGGUUCCCCGCUAUCGUGCAGGAGAAAAGUGUGCAACAUCCCCUUCUAGCCUUCGCUUUUGGUUCUCAACUUCGACUAUUGCAUGUCCGCUCUGUCCGUGUCAAACCUCGAUCCCCUGAAGACCCAGCCACAUCGGCUAUUGUUAUGGCCGAAGAUACCCUCCUUUCCGCACCGAGUUCCAUUGUACGACUGCAAUGGGUCCACAGGCAACUUCUUUUUGUGGUGACAGACAAUGCAUGGCUUUUGUACGAUAUGCGCAAGAAUGCAUACACAGAAUGGCAGCCGCAUGAUCCCAUUGUAGCGCAACACAUGGCCACCUCUUCCACGUGUGCAUUGUCUCUCUACGUAUGGCGGAGCAAAGCCUUCCUUUUGGCAGAAGACCAGUUCUUUACAGGUGACUUUUUGCCCUGGGAUGCGCGAUUGCAAGAGCUCGAACAGGCACAAGACUGGUAUGAGGCUCUACGAUUGGGCUUGGAUUUAUACCAUGGCACAUCUCUUGGCUCUGGUAUUGGGUUGCCUGACAGCCGAUCGGAGCAGAAAUACAUUAUUGCCAAGAGGCUCCAAACGAUUCAACAAAACGCACUACGCCUGCUUUCCGCUUCCCCCGCAGAUGCACACACACUGGUCCACUUAUGUGGCCAAGUGGCUAUUGCUACAGCGGAUGAGACUUUCCUGUAUGGAGACUUGUAUUGGGCUUAUGAACAAUACGAUAUGGAGGAGGUUUAUGUUCACGAACUUGAGCAGUUUAUUCUUCGUGGUCAACUUCAUACCCCACCGCCCAGCGUUGUACAACGUCUGAUUGCUUUCCGUGACCGAAGACAAGAGUACGAGGAAGUGUCUCAAUUAAUUCUGCAUGUUGAUCCUCUGCAACUCGAUCUGGACCAAGUCUUGCGUGUCUGCUCGGAGCAUGGGUUAUGGGGCCCAAUGGCCCAUGUUUGCGAACAUGUGAUGCAUGAUUAUGUUACCCCCGUGGCCUACCUUCUAUCCACGCUCUGCACACAGCUGCUCCGGCACGAAUUUUCUGCCGAGAAUGCCAAUUUGUAUGCCAUCUUUCCUUUGCUGUCUGCCUAUCUUCGUGGACUUCGAUAUCCAUCCCUCACACCCAUGGAACCGACAGACGCGGUGAAAGCUGCUUCGGAUAUAAUGUCCUGCCUCUUUUCCAAGGGACCUUUUGAAUGGGUGGGGCAUGGUGCUAUUCCUACUUUGGAUCACAAACCUUAUCCAUAUCUCCGAUUGGUAUGGAGUCUGGAUAGUGAGCCUUUCUUCGAUGGUAUUGAUCUUGCGUUUGAAACCGACAUCUUCGGCGAUGAACGUCCUUCCUCAUGGCUUCACCGACAGACAGUGGUGCAAAUCUUACUUGAAGCCUGCCAAGGACCAUCUAUACCGGAGGAUGUAUCUUUAUUUACUGCACUGUUUGUGGCUCGGAAUGCUGCUAAAUACCCUCAAUUUGUGUCCUUAUCGGAUCAACAGGUCCAAUGGGUUUUCACUGUGUUAACAAGUGAUGUGACCAAUCACAUGGACAGUGAAUAUGCCCUGGAAUGCAUCUUGUCUGUUCACCCCAUCCAGCUGGACGAGGCGCACAUCACAGCUCUACGGCGUGCUACCUUCUGGCACAUCUAUGAACAAGCUUUGUUCAAAACACACCAAUUCAACGAAUUAUUUCGCUUUUACCUAUUGGACCUCGAUGGAUCACACCAUGCACCAGGCCAGCUGUAUGCACGCAUUGCUGAAAUGCUUAGCCGAUCAGGCUUGCGUAAGGCGGCCCAGCGUGAUCAGCUCCAUCCUACUCUAGUCAGUUCCGUUGCCGAUGUACCUGAUUCUUUGCUUGGCGAUCUCGCACAAGUUGUAUCCAGGUAUUUUGUUUCUCUCAAUGAUGCCGUUUUGGAUGAGCUUAACAGCACCCCUCAACGCCAGUAUUUAUACCUGACGUUUUUCUUUUCCUUGGACCAACCCAGUAUGAAAGAUUGGCCUAUCCCUCUUCGUCGUUUGUGGAUGACUCGCUUGGCCGAAUUUUGCCCCUCGCAACUUGUGGCGCAAUUGGAGGCGCAUAGCCUUUCCUAUUUUGAUCUGGACCAUGCUAGAAAAGAGGCUGAGGAUUUUGGUGUUUUACAUGCUGUGCUAUGGAUCUAUGAUCGCCAAGGACAAACGCCAUAUGGCAUGGAUGUCUUAGACAAGCACAUCGAUACUGUGACCCAACAUGUCAACAAUGCCAUGGAUGAUCAUCAUGGGCGUCUUUGGAUACAAACACAACAUGUAUUCCAGCAACUACGUGAUCUUGUACACAUGGCGUCACGUCUCUGUAUUGAGCGUACGAACAGGAAAGAUGCAGUAAUGGAAGAUGCGCGUGAACUGUGGUUCCGCCUUCUUCAUGCGUUAAUGACUUUGGAACAUACCCUAUCCGCUAGGAAUGCGGCUCCAGCAUCGAGUGCACUGCUGUCUUAUGCACAAGAGCAAAGCCGUAUGUUAACCCAAGAUGUACUAGCUUCUUUGGUCACGUCUGUGUCGUCUGAUACGGUGUCUUUUUCGCACUUGUUCCGACGUCUCGUGGACGACAUGUCUACUGUUGAACAGAAAUACUCUGAUGUACGGGUCGUGGUAGAAGCUAUGCUCUCUGCCUACCGGCUCCGAUGCGAGGUGCUCACCCUGAGUGUCAGGAUGAACGAAGCGGAUGUCGCUCGGCUAUUCCAUGAACUCACCAAGGAACGUGGAUCGGGUUGGUUUAUUCCUCAGGCACAAAUCCACGUCACCCAAGGUAGUCCUCAUCCCAAGUCGAACGUACGCGCUUCACAAUAUGCUAUCCAUCGAGUCACGUUGACACCCUCGGGCGAGGUGUUGCCUUGUUCCUCGGACCUUUCUAUGUAA
Molecule: messenger RNA, 3399 nt
Organism: Malassezia pachydermatis
Lineage: Eukaryota; Fungi; Basidiomycota; Malasseziomycetes; Malasseziales; Malasseziaceae
Exons: 1
Coding region: 1-3399 (1132 amino acids)
Biological process (GO): protein targeting to vacuole; endosomal vesicle fusion
Cellular component (GO): HOPS complex; late endosome
Source: RefSeq, a predicted model, not a curated record